GGAGGCCCUUGGAGAAGAUGCGGAGGCAAAGAAGACUGAGGAGGAGGAGAAGGAGCAGAGAGGAAGCCACAAGCAGGUUGAGGAGAGCAGGCAGAGGCUGGCCAAGCUGCUCUUUGAAGGCACGCAGCUGGUGACAAACAUCCAGGUGGCUGCCGACUCGAGGGAAGCGCAGAGGAGGGCAGAGGAGGCCGAGCUGAAGCUGCAGAGGCUGGGGGACCUGCUGACCCAGCAGCAGCGGCAGUGCACGCUGCUCCUGGAGGAGAAGAACAAGCUCAUCGGGGAACUGCAGCAGGAGCUCAAAAGCAAAGAUGAGCAAUAUGUGUAUGCCCUGAGGAAGCAGUCAGAUGAUAUCCACCUCCUUUCAGAGAGAAUGGAGGAGCAGAUCAGGAACAUGCUGAAAAACUAUCGUCAUGAACUUCUACAGAUUGAGAAAGCGUUUGAGCUAGAGCGCCGAGAGCUGCUGGAUGACAACAAGAAGAAAUGGGAGGAAACCAUCCAGGCCCACAACGCGCAGGAGCUGGAAGACCUGGCUGCCCGUAUGAAAAAGGUGGAAGAGUUUGAGAAGCAGUUGAAUCAGCUGCACGUGCAGGGUGUGGAGGAGUAUAACACCAUGAAGAGCCAGCUGGAGUCUAACGUGCAGACCCUGGAGGAGCAGCUCCAGAAGGUGAAAGCCACCUAUCAGCUGAACCAGGAGAAGCUGGAGUACAACCUUCAGGUGCUCAAAAAGCAAGAUGAGGAGAACACCAUCAUCAAAUCCCAGCAGAAGAGAAAGCUCAACAGGCUUCACGACGUGCUCAAUAACCUGAGAAGGAAACUGGCCAAACAGGAGAAGCAACUCAGGGAGGAGAACCAGAACCUGGCAGCCGACUACGAGCGCCUCGUGGAGCAGUGUAAGGAGCUGCAGAAGAUGAUGAGGCAUUUUGCUGUCAGCGACGCGGAGAAGUUCACGGAGGUCUGGCUCAUGAACGAGGAGGAAGCCAAAGGGCUGAUACGCAGAGCCUUCGACGCGGACCGCAUCAUCCACACCCAGCAGCUGGGGCUGCCCUGGGAAGAGCCUCGGCCCUGGUUCCUGAACAACACCGGCCCCCUCAGGGACUGCAAAACCAAGAGCUCUGCCUCCAAGCUGGCUGCGGAGCUGCUGGCAGAGAGCAGCUGUGGGGCGCAGGAGGAGGAAGGAAGAGAAGAGGGGAAGGAAGAAAUGGCCAGCGGAGAAGGAGGAAGUGAGAACCCAGAAAAGGCUGAGGAUCGAGUGUCACCUCUGCAAAAUAUCUCCAGAAAGACUGUCAAGAGGAUCCUGGAGCUCGUGAGCGAUGAGUCGGGCUUCCUCGUCGAGAGCAAACUGCUGAGGCUGCUGCAGCCGCUGGGGAAGCACGAGCGCACCCUCGUGAAGCUCGACUCCAUCUUCGCUGCCCUCGAGAUUGACAGCAAGGAUGACCUGUACGAGCUGGUGGAUUUCUUCCUGAAGUACAGAGCCCAGGACGUGACUGUCACCCAGAGCCUUGGACACCCGGGGGGUCUGGAUCCCGAGGGCCUGGCCGCAGCAGAGGACGGCUCCGGUUCCCAGAGGUGCGAGCCGACGUCCUCGCGGGACUCCCUCCCUUCCGUGUACGUCCGUGCCGACGACAUCCUAAGGAUCCUCAAGGCGUUCGUGCGGGAUUUUGACAAGCUGAGGGGGAAGGACGAUUCAGCCAAGGAUUCGCGGCGGGGACGGGACAGCUCCAAGGACGCCGAGUACUGGGACGCCCUGGCACACGCCAUCCCCGAGGCCAAGCUGAAGCUCUGGGACGCGCUGCUGGUGGCACUGGAGAGAUACCACCACGUCCUCGCGCAGAGGGCCAGCCUGAUCGGCGAGGUGGCCGCGCUGCAGCAGCAGAACUCGGAGCUGUGCCUGCUCCUGGAUCAGUACCUGGCUUCCAAGGAACCUGGAAACCCGAGAGUGAGGGUUCCUGGGGCCCUGGUGUCCCCUGCGAGCCCCAGCGAUGCUGCCGGUGCCACCCGCUUGGGCACACUGGGUCCCACGUCCCUGCUGGGGCCGGCGUCCUACCCUGGCUGCUGCCUGGGUCCCGUAAAGACGGCAGGUCGCCCCGGGCUGUGUCCCUAG
Messenger RNA from Tinamus guttatus (white-throated tinamou), 2101 nucleotides. The record is from RefSeq and is a predicted model, not a curated record. NCBI's taxonomy places the organism in Eukaryota, Metazoa, Chordata, Aves, Tinamiformes, Tinamidae.